AGACACGAAGAAACCACACUCUCUCUCUCUCGAAGCGGAAAUCGGAAAUGUUCUAAAGGAUAUACACAUCGAACCACAGAUACACGAGAUCAUGGCUGCCUGUUAUAAUGCCUACAGCGCGGGAUCGCAGUCCUUUGAGUUCGACGAGGAUGACGACGACGCCUCCUUCGACAGUGGCUACGAGAAGAGUUUCGAGACGGAGGCCCAGCUGAGCUCCCGUCGGCGCUUGGACUUCGAGGACCGUUACAGCGGCACUUCGCCGGCCUCGGCGGUCCAGCAGCCGUACUCCGCCGGCGCCUGGGACGCCGUACCGCUCAACUCACCGCCGGCGGGAUUCGUGGGCCUGCUGGACACGAGCAGCAACCACAGCUCAAGGAGCGGCAGAACUCUAGUGGAGCACCUGAACAGCCGAGCCUCGGCCGGUGUCUUCGAUCCACCUUUGACCAGUACCCCGGUGAAGUCACCCGAGGAUCCGGAAGCGCCGCGCCAAAAGCGCAAAUAUGCCGUCGGCAAGAACAGGGUGACGCGCUCGCGCAGUCCCACUCAGGUGGUCAGGAUCAAGCGGUUCCGACGGAUGAAGGCCAACGACAGGGAGCGGAAUCGGAUGCACAACCUCAACGAUGCACUGGAAAAACUACGGGUCACUCUGCCCUCGCUGCCGGAGGAGACGAAGCUGACUAAGAUCGAGAUCCUGCGGUUUGCGCACAACUACAUCUUUGCCUUGGAGCAGGUGCUGGAGAGUGGUGGCUCCAUAAAUCUGGACCUGGAGAAGCUGCAGAACUUCACGCUGAGUGGUGAGAGGAUCACCAAGGAGCUGUUCGAUGCGCUGUUCGUGAAUCCCCAGCCCUUCCCCAUGUUCGGAUGCGGCAGGAUGUUUCCCUAUGGUCAGGGUAUCGGUCCUCUUGCCCAGAAUCAGCCACCGCCGGCUCCGCCUGCAGAGCAUCCUCCCGCGAUGGGGGGCUAUCAGCAGGGCUUGGACUACCCGCAGCCGCAUCCGCCAGGCUUUGACUUCACAGGCAGCAUGCGUUUCUACCACCAACAGCAACAGCAGCAGCAGCAGCAGCCACAGCCUCAUCCCCAUCCACACCAUCUGCAGCCCAAUCCCCAGCAGGAGUCCAGCCCGCAGCAGUUCUCGCAGGAGAAAUACGAUCUGUUCAGGGGCUCCUUCGAGGCAGCUGCCAGUCUUCAGCCCACCAACCUGGAUUCUGGGAUUCAUCAUCAGAGCAGCUUCUACACGCAAACGCCGCCUUGGAAGGACUACCCCGAGGAUCAGGCUCAUCCGCAUGCCAUUCCACAUCCACACAGCUACAAGCAGUUCGCCCCACAGGUGUAGCACAGUUUUGAGGGCCUUUACGGCGAUCUAAGGUUUUUCAGCGUGAUAUAUUUGAAGAUUGCAGGGGCUUGCAGGAAACUGAUCUAGUGAAAUCUUGCAGAGGUGCACUCCUGACUUACUUUAACCAGAAAACUAAAGUAACUCACGGGUCUCAUCUCAUCUAGAGAUUUUCUUCCUAACUUUCCUCGAGUCCCGCGCAAUCCGUUGAUAUUGGUAGUAAGUGAGGCACUAUAUUGACUGCUUAGAUUAUGCUUUCCUUUGGAAGUGGAAGAUCUUUAAAAAUUCCUCUCUCCAAACCCAAGCUAAUCUGUGCACUCAAUUGGUUUCAUGUUAUAGAAGGAUCUUCAAAAGAUUAACCAAUGAUGUCCACCUCAAAACCAAUCAUCCAUAGAUCAGGUUUACUAAUUAUUUACUUCAUAUUCAUUCCCUAUUGGUUUCUUUUCUGAUGAUCUCCAGUGAAUAUUUGAAUUAAGAGUGCUUAAGCGGAAGAUUUCCAAGGAAGUACUCCUUCUCUCAACAUAUUCCCUUCAUACUCUUCUUGACUAUAUAGUACAAAUCGGUUGUCCAUUUAGUAUAAGCGGAUACGUACCUUGCCAUUGUAGACCCGUAAGUCUAGUCAUAAGGAUCACUGAAAUGUACCAGGUAUUAGCCAUAAUUAUCUGUACAAUCGAUUAAGUAUUCAUGUAGGUUAUGCCAGAUUCUAUAUCAGUUAUUGCAAUGCAAGGAAAGCGAGCUAGUCAGGGCCAGAACUUUAAAGUGAUAAGAUUGAAUUUCGAUGUAAUGCCAUA
This is a messenger RNA of Drosophila biarmipes, 2121 nucleotides long. RefSeq names its product basic helix-loop-helix neural transcription factor TAP (gene tap). The record is from RefSeq and is a predicted model, not a curated record. The coding region runs from base 92 to 1333 and encodes 413 amino acids. Lineage: Eukaryota; Metazoa; Arthropoda; Insecta; Diptera; Drosophilidae. The transcript has a single exon. Gene Ontology annotation, molecular function: protein dimerization activity.